Molecule: messenger RNA, 1239 nt
Organism: Eremothecium cymbalariae DBVPG#7215
Lineage: Eukaryota; Fungi; Ascomycota; Saccharomycetes; Saccharomycetales; Saccharomycetaceae
Gene: TOH1
Product: Toh1p
Exons: 1
Coding region: 1-1239 (412 amino acids)
Cellular component (GO): fungal-type cell wall
Source: RefSeq, a predicted model, not a curated record
AUGUACAACAUCGCAACAGCCCUAGCAAGUCAGGUACUAUUGCUAGGAACAGUGAAAUCUGUUGACAACGGUGAAUCUGUGUUACCAGUUAAGUCUCAGAUAUUUAAUACUGAAAAUAGUAAGCUAUGUCAAGCUAUUGAUUUUGUGAAUGUUGGGUUUACAGGCUCUUAUCUCCCAGUCAGUUCUUUAAACGAUAUCGAAAAAGAUACAUGCAGUUGUGAUGUUGGUGAACGUGUUUGGUUCUCAGGAAAUAUUGCCCCUAUUGAUGAUGCUGUAACUGUUCAUUUCCGUGGACCUCUCAAAUUGCACAAGUUCGCCUUUUACACAUCUCCUUACUAUGUUCUUGGAAAUCCUCAUUCAGGUGAUUGGGAGCGUAUGGCUCAUUAUGAUUCAUCUACUCAAAAGAGAGAAAAUGUCACCUUUUUAAACAAGGAAGGCCCUCAUUCUCUAUGCUUGGGCAAGGCUCUUUCAUACGCAGAUGAUUCAGGUAUUGCGAGUGCGGUUGAAUCCACAACUUUAUCUGAUGAAGCAGUGCUUAGUUCUGAUGAGGAGUUUGUAAUAUUUUCGGAAUUGGAAUGUCCACCAUCUGCAUUUGAUGGAGCUUGCGGGGUUUACCGUGAAGGCAUCCCUGCUUAUCAUGGUUUUGAUGGUGAUACCAAAAUGUUUUUGUUCGAAUUUGAAAUGCCUACGGAGCCUCAAACUCCAAAUCCACACUUUGAAUUCUACGACAUGCCUGCAAUAUGGCUAUUGAAUGCACACAUCCCUAGAACUGCCCAAUAUCCAAACAACGUUAAAUGUUCCUGUUGGGCAAGCGGCUGUGGAGAAUUUGAUAUUUUUGAGGUUAUGAAUAGUACUGAAGUUAAUCAUCUAUACUCUGCAUUCCAUACUUUCCAAGGGAUUGAUGAUGUGGGUAUUGGAAUUCAAGCACCAGCAUAUCUAGAAAGAGAUCCACAUGGUAUAAUGGCCGGAGGAGUAAUUUUUGAUUCCAAAGGCUAUACCAGAGUCUUCUUUUCAGAUAAAAUUGAUUUUGACGACGAUGUAAUUACAGCAAGUACACUAUACAAGAUAAUGAACUCAAUUUCACCGAAAUCGGUCCAUCAAUCUAAAUUAACUAAGGUUUCUAUAUAUGCUCCAAUGGAUGAUGUUAAGUCUAUCGGUAUUAAACUAACUCAAAAAUCCAGUAUAAUAGCAUAUUCCCUUGUUGCGCUAACCACCCUCAUUCUAUAUUCAAAGCUAUAA